AUGGACGAAGGUGUGAGAUCUGUUGGCCCUUCUGGGGUGUUGGUGAAGAACAGAAAUUCUUCAGGUUGCUUAAUUGUUAGAAAGAAACCGGAUGGGUUGAGUGGUGGUGUCGGUUCUUCCAGUUCUCGGAAGGUUUUUGAACCGAAGAAGGAGAAGAAAAGGUCGAGGUUGGUCUUAAGCGAUUCAGGGUCUAGUGAUGAGAUAAUGGUGCCUCCGCCUCCCCGUAGAAAGGUAGGCUCUGAAACUCUUCGGGUUUGUAAUGGUUUAAGAGCAUUAGAUAAGGGCGCUGUUGAAGGGAGCGAAGUUGGUCAAAAGAGGGAAAGAUUGGAACAUGCUAGGCGUGAUGAGGAUGGUAUGAUCGGUAAAAGUUUUUUGGAUGAGAGUGGAGGAAAGAGAAGUAAGUUGGAGGUGUUUGAAUUCGAUGAGUAUGAUGCAGAAAUUAUGCGAAGGAAACGGUUCAAUGAUGGGGUAGUUGAUUUUGGGGGAAGAAGGUUUUCCGGAUCACAAAGUGGCAUUAAGAGGGAAUUUGAAACUAGUUCAGGUAGACAUGCCGUUGGCAAGAGGAAGAAUUUGUACUUUGACAGGACAAGUAGCUUGAAUCGGGGAGAUCAUACUGACAGGGGUAGGUUUGAGAUGAAUAGGGAUGGAGCUCAGCUACCCUUAUUGAGAGACAAGUUCAUGGGUCAAUCAGAGGAGUCCAUUAGGCUACAGGGUAAAAAUGGUGUUUUGAAGGUUAUGGUGAAGAAGAAAAAUAAUUUGGGUGGGCCACUGGAGAACUAUAAUUUUCACAAAUCUAAAGAAAGUAGAAAGGCUCCAAGGAGUGAAGAUAUUGCGAAGAAUGUUAUUGUCCCUCCAUUUUACUCAGAACCAAAGCUUCUUGAGAAACCAGUUUCAGUUGUUAGGACAGAGAAAAACCAUGUAAAUUUGCGAAAAUCAUUACCCACUAAGAGCAGUAAGGGCUCCGACUCUGAUUCAGAGGAUAGUGAUACAUCAUUGAAGCUCGGACCUAAGAAUGUGGAAGCCUCUAAACCAAUGAAGAGGGCUGCUUGCAAAGAUGAAGAUGCUCCUUCAUUCGAAAAGACUCCUCCAAUCAGAAUCAAAGAAGGUAAAGUUAGACGUGGUAGUGGCACGGAGAAGCAAAAACUACGUGAAAGAAUACGGGAGAUGCUCCUGACUGCAGGCUGGACAAUAGAUUAUAGGCCUAGAAGGAACAGAGACUAUCUAGAUGCUGUGUACAUUAACCCAGCAGGUACAGCUUACUGGUCCAUCAUUAAGGCUUAUGAUGCGCUUCAAAAGCAAUUAAAUGAGGAAAAUGAGGCUAAACGUAGUGCGGAGGGGUCUUCAUUUUCACCUAUAACUGAUGAUGUACUCAGCCAAUUAACCAGGAAAACUCGAAAGAAGAUUGAGAAAGAAAUGAAAAAAGAAGCAUAG
Messenger RNA from Prunus armeniaca (apricot), 1431 nucleotides. NCBI's taxonomy places the organism in Eukaryota, Viridiplantae, Streptophyta, Magnoliopsida, Rosales, Rosaceae. The record is from the annotation of a GenBank genome assembly.